AUUUCUGUCUCGGAACGUCUCGAUCUAGUCUCGUUCCCGAUUUUAUUACGCUGUUGCAGAAUUAAACUAAAAUACUUUCCGAUUCAGUGCACCCCACGGAUUAGUGUAUAAUUUAGAAGUAAACUCUUCGCAUUGAGUUUUGUUUGAUAUCAUUUUUAGUGUACAAUGAAAUAGUGGUUAGUGGCACGUAAAGUUUUUUAUUUUAGUUUCCAAUUUUUCUUGUCAAUUCCUGGCGUAUGAAAUCAUCGAAAUAAUGUCGAGGGAUAUUCGUUCAUUUUUCUCCGCUGGAGCUAAAACCAAAAAACCGGAGGCACCCAAACCCUCCGUCACAUCGGAAUCAACUAAGCGGAAGGCAAUCGUGUACAGUGAUGACGAACAAGAGGACAGUCGUAAAAUAUCAUCCACUUCUGCGCUGGCUUCCGCUUCGUCCUCGAAAACUAGCACUCAUCACAAGAAACGACGUGUGAUCGAUUCCGAUGAUGAGGAUAAAAGUCCGACGAAGUCGGACAGGAAAUCGGCUGGAUCGGCCAGCAGUCAGCCAAAACUUAAACCCGUGAGUGCGGCUGACGUUUUCAGCUCGGCACCGGUGAAACGUACCGAAGUUCCUAGGCCUAGUAAAAAAGCGAUCAAAGAGGAAAUUGAGAUACAUUCGGAUGAAGAGUUUGAGAAAACUCUGGCUGGGCUGGACGAUAGUGGGGUGAUACCGGAAACACCCACUGCAAAGAAACGGCGAUCCGGUGAUAAAACGAGUCCCACCAAAAAGGUGAUUAAAGAGGAACGAAAGACUAAUGGGCACGGUCAUCAUCACGAGCAGCAGCAGCAACAUAAGAAAGUUAAGGAAGAGAAGAAAACAUCGCCCGAGAAGGUUAAGGAGGAAAAGAAGAAAAGUGUUACCCCGGACAAGAGGGAGUCAAAGUCAAAGGAGGGUUCUACUCCUAGGGAUAAGAAACCAGUGGUUAAGAAAGAGUCCAGUACUGAAGAGGGGACCACUCCGAAAGGAUCGAAAAAGAGUCUCAACGAUUCGGUUGUUUUGACGGAUGAAGAGCGAUUCGAGCGCAAGCGAGCUUCAGCCAUGCUUUAUCAAAAGUUUAAAAAUCGCGGGGGUCCGGCUGCGCCGGGUAGUAAGGAAAUUCCGAAAGGUACACCCGACUGUCUUGCUGGAUUACAGUUCGUCGUGACCGGUGUGCUAGAAUCGAUGGAACGAGACGAGUGUGCCCAAGUCAUUAAAGACUUCGGUGGCAAGGUGGUUAGCGCGGUGACGAAAAAAGUGACCCAUAUGGUUGUCGGCGAGGAAGCCGGUCCAUCGAAACUGUCCAAAGCGGAGGAAUUUGGCAUACCUCAACUGUCCGAGGAUGCUUUGCUGGAUUUAAUUCGAGAGAAGUCUGGUCUUCCCUCGAAAGUAAGCUCGACUCCGAAGGAAAAGGUUAAAGUUAAGGAAGAAAAGUCCCCUUCAAAAGAGAAGAAACGCAAAAAGACGGAGGAACUUGAACUGAAGAAAAAGACCCCGGAAAAGAAGCACGCAGAAUCCAGUGAUUCUCGUCCUAAAUUAGCGAAAAUCCCAAAGAUUGAAAAAUCUUCUCCGGAAAAGUUAAAGAAAAAGGAAUCUCCAAUCAAAAAGCAGAGCUCGUCGGAAACUCAUUCCUCGGUAAAACGAGAAGAAACCACCUACCAAAAGGAUAUUCAAAGCACGGACAACAUGGCCUGGGUGGACAAAUACAAACCAACAUCGGUGAAGCAAAUAAUUGGCCAAUCCGGUGCUGCCAGCAACGUUCAGAAGCUGAUAACCUGGCUGUCGAAGUGGCACUCGAAUCGGGGUAAGAAACUGGCUCGUCCAAGUCUGUGGGCCAAGAACGAUGACGGCGGUUUCUUCAAGGCGGCUCUGCUUUCCGGUCCGCCCGGGGUUGGCAAAACCACGACGGCAACGCUGGUCUGUCAGGAGCUGGGCUUCGAUGCGGUUGAGUUCAAUGCUUCGGACACGCGCAGCAAAAAGCUACUGAAGGAAGAGGUUUCGGAACUGCUGAGCAACAAGUCCCUGUUCGGGUAUUUUAGCGGCGGUGGCAAGGGCGAUAAAGUUACCCACAAGCACGUACUUGUGAUGGAUGAAGUGGACGGAAUGGCUGGUAAUGAGGAUCGUGGUGGAAUCCAGGAACUAAUUGCGUUGAUUAAGGACAGUCAUGUGCCGAUUAUUUGCAUGUGUAACGACCGGAACCAUCAGAAGAUGCGAUCGCUGGUCAACUAUUGUUACGAUCUUAAGUUUAAUAAGCCGAGGGUUGAGCAAAUUAAGGGCGCCAUGAUGUCGGUUUGCUUCAAAGAGGGUCUCAAGCUGGCCCCCGGGGCGCUGGAGGAAAUUAUCGCAGGCACCGGAGGUGACGUGCGCCAGACGUUGAAUCAUCUCGCACUGUAUAGUGCGAGCAAAGCCACCGGCACUAGUUUAAGUCUCGAUAAAGCCAAACAGGGCGCGCAAUCUGCUCGGAAAGACGUAAAGAUGGGACCGUGGGACGUAAUCCGUAAAGUUUUCUCAGCCGAAGAGCACAAGGGCAUGUCAAUCAACGACAAAUCGGAUCUGUUCUUUCACGAUUACAGUUUGGCCCCUCUGUUUGUGCAGGAAAAUUAUUUGAAAGUUACUCCGAAGGCACCGAAGCCGAAACACAUGGAUCUGAUAGCCCUGACGGCGGAUAGUUUGAGCCGAGGCGAUAUGGUUGACCGCAGAAUCCGUUCCAGCAUGGCAUGGUCCUUGCUACCGCUACAGGCAAUGUACAGUUCUGUACUACCAGGCGAGUACAUGGAAGGCUCUUUCAGUGGUCAAAUUAAUUUCCCCGGUUGGUUGGGAAAGAAUUCGAAGGCUUCCAAGCGUAAGCGACUGGCACAGGAGAUACACGACCACACUCGGAUCAGCACCUCCGGAUCCAGGCUUUCCGUUCGACUGGAUUACGCUCCAUUUUUGUUGGAAUCAAUUGUUCGUCCGCUGAAACAAAAGGGAUCGGACGGUGUGAGUGAAUCACUUACAGUCCUCAGAGAGUACCACCUGCUGAGGGAAGAUCUGGAAUCGCUGGUCGAACUGACCACCUGGCCAAAGAAGAAAAACCCAAUGGAUGGAGUGGAUGGUAAGGUAAAGGCUGCCCUAACCAGAACGUACAACAAGGAAGUCGCCCCGUAUUCCUACUCGGUGAUGAACGCGGUUAAGAAAAAGAAAGCGGAAGCAGCAGCUGAUGAGACUGCUGAAAUGUACGGUGAUGAGGAGGAGGGUGAAAAUGCGCCAGUGGAUUCCGACGAGGAAAAGGAAGAUGACGAUCUGGAGAAUAAUGCUUUCAUCAAGGUAAAAAAGAAGCCCGCCGGAGCGUCAGCUUCGUCAGCUGCUGGAAGUAGUAAAGCUGGCGGUUCCAAGGCAAAGCCAGCUGGUUCUUCUAAAGGGAAGAAAAAGUAAGUAGGAUGGGUCGUCGUUUCAAAUUGGUUUUUGUUUCCGUUAGUGAAACCAUUUUUGUGUUUAUUUAUCAAUCAUUGGAAUUGUAAUAAAAUUACACUACGAGAUUGUUCUUUGUAACAGAGCAUAUCGCAUAUUAUUUUUUACAUUUUAUUUGGAAAGUAGCAAGGUUGUGAAAUCUACAUAAACCGGGUUUGAAUGAGCUGCGCUUACAGUUCGCCGGUACAGGCGGAACCAUUAGACCAUAAACUUUGCUCGAAACAUCGAAUUCUUCGACUACUCAAGUUUGCUGACGUAUUUAAGCUUCCCAGA
Sabethes cyaneus is the source of this 3733-nucleotide messenger RNA. RefSeq names its product replication factor C subunit 1 (gene Gnf1). The transcript is spliced from 3 exons. Gene Ontology annotation, biological process: DNA repair; DNA replication. The record is from RefSeq and is a predicted model, not a curated record. Lineage: Eukaryota; Metazoa; Arthropoda; Insecta; Diptera; Culicidae. Gene Ontology annotation, cellular component: nucleus; DNA replication factor C complex. Gene Ontology annotation, molecular function: ATP hydrolysis activity; ATP binding; DNA binding. The coding region runs from base 254 to 3424 and encodes 1056 amino acids.